This is a messenger RNA of Lactuca virosa, 1690 nucleotides long. The record is from the annotation of a GenBank genome assembly. Lineage: Eukaryota; Viridiplantae; Streptophyta; Magnoliopsida; Asterales; Asteraceae.
CCCGGUAAAUAAUCGAUACCCCGUUGAAAAGGAAUCGAUUCCAUCCUCCAUGGACAAUCCAUCAAUCUCCGGUAUGAACAAUCAAUCAUCACUUUCUUCGUCUCAAUCGAAUCCUCCCUCAAAAUCACAAGAACCCACAACCCCUUCUUCUCUAAAUUAUUACCACCCAUCUCCUUCACGCACUAUCUACAGCGAUCGCUUCAUCCCCUGCCGAUCCGCCUCCAAUUUCGCCCUCUUUGACAUCUCCCCACCACCACCUCCUCCGCCGUCUGAUGCUUCCCGUGGUGAAGAUAAUUCUUCCUCAUCCGCCGCCUACACUGCUCUUUUAAGAACCGCAUUGUUCGGGUCGGAUCUGGGGUUUGUUGUUCCUCCUGGUACCCCCGAUAAGAAGAGCUUUUCAGUCAACACUUCUCCGGCAAGCCAUAAUAUUUUUCGGUUCAAGAGCGAGACUAGACAGUCUUUGCAUUCAUUGUCUCCGCUUGGCUUCGAUGAUCACUCCCCUGGGGUUAGUCAUAGCCCUGUUAAAGCUCCAAGAAAAGUUCCCAGAUCUCCUUACAAGGUUUUGGAUGCACCAGCAUUGCAAGAUGAUUUCUACCUGAAUCUCGUUGAUUGGUCUUCUCACAAUGUGUUGGCUGUGGGAUUAGGCAACUGUGUUUAUUUAUGGAAUGCUUGUAGCAGUAAGGUAACAAAAUUAUGCGAUUUGGGAAUUGAUGAUAGUGUUUGUUCAGUUGGAUGGGCACAAAGGGGGACUAGUCUUGCUGUUGGGACUAGCAAUGGAAAAGUACAGAUUUGGGAUGCCUCUCGAUGUAAAAGAGUAAGAACAAUGGAAGGACAUAGAUUACGUGUGGGUGCACUUGCUUGGAGUUCUUCAAUGUUAUCUUCAGGAAGUCGAGAUAAAAGUAUUCUUCAAAGAGACCCUCGUGCACAACAAGAUUUUGUUAGUAAGCUAAAUGGUCAUAAAUCAGAGGUUUGCGGUCUCAAGUGGUCUUACGACAAUCGUGAAUUAGCGUCAGGCGGAAACGAUAACAGGCUUUUUGUUUGGAACCAACAUUCGACACAACCGGUUUUGAAAUAUUGUGAGCAUACGGCUGCAGUGAAAGCAAUUGCAUGGUCUCCACAUCUUCAUGGGCUCUUGGCUUCUGGUGGAGGCACUGCAGACAGAUGUAUAAGAUUUUGGAACACAACCACCAAUUCUCACCUCAGUUGCAUGGAUACCGGUAGCCAGGUAUGCAAUCUUGUAUGGUCAAAAAAUGUCAACGAACUUGUGAGCACCCAUGGAUACUCCCAAAACCAAAUUAUUGUUUGGAGAUACCCUACAAUGUCUAAGCUUGCGACACUUACUGGGCACACGUAUAGAGUUCUCUACCUUGCAAUAUCACCAGAUGGACAGACAAUUGUGACAGGAGCUGGAGAUGAAACUCUUCGAUUUUGGAACGUAUUUCCUUCACCUAAAUCUCAGAAUACGGAGAGUGAAAUUGGUGCAUCGUCCUUUGGAAGAACGCACAUACGUUAAAAGGCAAUCUCAUAUUUUGAUUUUUAUUUUGGGUCAAAGUCAAACUCACAAAGCUCAAGGAAGAAAAAGCGAUCAUGAAAAUACGCCAUGUUCAAGAAAUGAGUUCACCAUGUUUGAUCAACUUGAUCGAUCGGUUGAAUGAGUUUUAUAUUUAUGUAAAUCGGUGCAUGAUGUGAA